AUGCCCUUUUCGCAUCCAAAACCGUUCGCUAUGGUGGAUGAUCAAAGGGUGGGCCCCGAACCGAAUGAGCAUGUGGUACGCCGAAGGUCUUCUUCGGUCAAACACGCUCUCACUAGUAUGAUCCGAAGUGGUUCCACUAAUAUGGCCCGAAGUGGUUCCACCAAUAUGACCUCUGCAAACAGCCACCCACGUUCGAACUCACACAUUGGUAUAGCCCCGGGGGCUAGUCUUGCUGCUCUACAUAGCUCCCUGAUGUUUCAUGGAGGAUCGCCACGUCUGUCACAUGGCUGUGACGAUUAUGGAGUUGCCCCCAACGAGUUGGCUUUGGCAGAAAAUGCUUCCAGGCCAGUAUUCAGUGAGGACGAAUAUGAAGAGGCCGAUACCGAGUCGGGGGAGAACUUUUCGGAGUCAGAUGAGCUGCAUAGCGAUUUCAGUUUUCAUACGUCAAAACUGCCGGCAAAUCUCGUUAGUGGUCGAAAAUAUCUGUUAGAAUACCUUGGAGAAAGAGGAUUUCUCCACCCGAAGGUUUUGUCGUUCAAUAAAGAUAUGAAUAUUUCUCUCGCGACAUCUUCGGAAGUUGUUUUUCUGCCCACAAUAUCUUCCCAGGACGACGAAUACUUGAGUCAUUUGGCGAUGCUUAAUGGUACCGAAACGUCACUGGAUCGUCCUGAUCCCUCUAACCAUGAUGAAAACUCCUCAAUGGUCCCCAAUGGUCAACAGUCAGAUUCCAGAAACAGUGGUGUUGCGGAUACGCGUGAAAGUACUCCUAUUGACGCAGACGGCAAGAAUGUUCUUUUCAAUUUAGCCGUCAUCGUUUCAUUCAAAAGCCCAACAACUGUGACGAAACUCAAAGCGGAGCUAUAUUCGAAAGUUCGCGUAUACUGGCAGCACGGCGUACCACCACAAAAAACAACCAACGAAGAGUAUUAUACGUUAGGCGAAUUACAAUGGGAUCUCACAGAAAGUAAUUACAAUCUUUACGUCCCGCGUAACCUGUCUACCAAGAACAAGAUCGUCGAACAGUCCGAGACCUCCAUAAAAUCAGCUCUUUUCAAGAACAAGGCAGACUUAGCAACUCAGGGCUACACGAACAGAAAGGACUCUAAUGCUUUACUCUCUGCAAGCCUUGAUACCUCAGGCAGGGAGCAGACUUUUCAAUCGGGUGAAUAUGUGUUUUUAUUACCAGUGUUUUUCUCUUGCACUAUCCCAGAGACGCUAUAUUUGCCGUCAGGACGAGUGAGCUAUCAGUUUCGUUGUGCUACAAAGCUGUCGUCGACUGGGCCGACACAUGGAGAUGCAAGGAGUGACACUUCUUCAGCCCAUUCUGCUGGCUCCCACGUUUCCGAAGAGCAGCCCGCGGAACCUUCAAGCCACACCAAAUUCUCCAGCAACAAACUGUUAAGGAAGGUGCGAGAUCAAUUUCAAAGCGCAACAACUGAUAAAAACCAGGUCCAAAAAAAUCUCAUAAGGGCAGAACAAACGAUUCAAGUUGUACGCAUUCCUCCAAAAAUUUCCGAUUUCACCGCAGAUAAGCCUGUCUAUAUUAACAGAGUUUGGAAUGAUGCGCUGUCGUACGAGGUCUCAUUACUCAAGAAGUACGUGCCGGCUGGCAGUCAAGUACCAAUCAAGAUAAAGCUUUCCCCAAUCAGUAAGGAUAUUUCGGUGAAGAGGAUAAGAGUAAGCGUUAUUGAAAAAAUCACAUAUGUGUCAAAAAAUUUGGAGUAUGAAUUCGAACAGACUGAAGCCAUAGCAAAUGAUCCCUAUAACCCGUAUUACUCAGAAUUUGUUUGCAGAAGAAAGCAAGAACGGAUUUUGCCGCUAUGGGAGAUCAGAUCGAAAGAAAAGGGUGGCAGAGCCAUAAAAGAAGAUGUUAUAGACAACUGCAGGUCAGAAAAUCUUUUAUCCUUCUCUAGUAUACCGUCAGAUACCAAAACUGGCGGAUCUUCUCACGAUUUGGUGGACCCUUUAGUCAUUGAGUCAAAAAUAAGCUUCCCAAAAUUUUCGAUGCUCGAUAAAAAAACCUCGAAGGCCGUACCGCCGUAUGGUAUCGAUGAAUUCACAAGUGGUUCCCAGUCGCAUACUGCAUCAAGCGGCCCGCUGCCUCGAAGAAAUAGUGCAGCGUCUGGCGUAAUCGGAUUUUUUGCCGGUCGCCGUGCCAACGCACCAUUCGCUUCGCGUCGUGCAUCUACUCCCAGCCCUUUCGAAAGUGACAAAUCUAGAACGUCCUUCAAGUCUGCGUCGAACUUCAAGGUCAACGCUCAUAGUCGCGUUAAUGAACCCAAGCGUGGUCUUUAUUUGGAUUGCGUCAGUUUCAAGAAUAUACAUGUGAAGCAUAAACUCGAGAUCAUGCUACGUAUCAGCAGGAAAGCUGAUGAAAAGUCCAACGCUGUGAAGCACUAUGAAGUGCUGAUUGAUACACCGAUAUAUAUCGUUUCCGAUCUAUGCGGUACUUCCAACAUCGAGCUACCCACAUACGACGUUGCAACCAGGUCGCAAUUCCCCGAAACUGUUCCUCCUCCAUCAUUUGAGGAGGCUAUUUCUGUUCCUGGGUCUCCAAUGGCCUCUCCAUUUGUGUCCCCCGUUGGCACUCCAAACUUUGUCGGAUCCUACGAGCCCGACGACUUGUCUAUCCACCAAUUGUCGCUUUCAAGGGCAACCACACACAACCACACAUCGGAAUCGCCAAUGCUCAACACUCCCCAUAUGGAAAGGCGUUAUAGCAACAUCGAUUGUCUUAUAAAUGCGAAUCCUGGUGGACCGGAAACGAACUUGUUUAAGGAAGGGUUCGCCUUCAAGCAUCCCAUGAAUGGCCCAGGUUCUGUACGUGGUUCACAGAGUGAUGAUGACGAUCCUCCAGGCUACGAGACAUAG
Molecule: messenger RNA, 2871 nt
Organism: Lachancea sp. 'fantastica'
Lineage: Eukaryota; Fungi; Ascomycota; Saccharomycetes; Saccharomycetales; Saccharomycetaceae
Source: the annotation of a GenBank genome assembly